Molecule: messenger RNA, 792 nt
Organism: Nerophis ophidion (straightnose pipefish)
Lineage: Eukaryota; Metazoa; Chordata; Actinopteri; Syngnathiformes; Syngnathidae
Product: elongin-C
Exons: 4
Coding region: 156-494 (112 amino acids)
Biological process (GO): ubiquitin-dependent protein catabolic process
Cellular component (GO): elongin complex
Molecular function (GO): protein-macromolecule adaptor activity
Source: RefSeq, a predicted model, not a curated record
ACAGAAGAAGAAGAUUGCUGGUAUAUUGGAGCACCACGGAAGAUUUUAGCAGUCGUACGGUGUCAGAAUAUUACUUCCGGUUCCGGUUGUUGAAGUUAAAGCACUGUAGCCGCACCACGGUCUUCAGACGAGUGGAACAGAAAAACUGCAUCAAAAUGGAUGGUGAAGAAAGGACCUAUGGUGGCUGUGAAGGACCUGAAGCCAUGUAUGUGAAGUUGAUUUCUUCAGAUGGCCAUGAGUUCAUUGUGAAAAGAGAACACGCUCUGACAUCCGGGACUAUCAAGGCUAUGCUGAGUGGUCCAGGUCAGUUUGCUGAGAAUGAAACUAACGAAGUCAACUUCAGAGAGAUUCCCUCUCAUGUCCUCUCCAAAGUCUGCAUGUACUUCACCUACAAGGUCCGUUACACCAAUAGUUCUACAGAAAUCCCUGAAUUCCCCAUCGCUCCAGAGAUUGCACUGGAAUUGCUCAUGGCGGCUAACUUCCUGGAUUGCUAAAGUUGCUCUGGAUUGCUCAAUUGCAGUAGCCUAUAACACUUUUAGAGGGUUUUUGACUAUUUAACUUGUGUUGCCGUAAAAGAAACCACAUAAAACAUGUUGUUUUUGCAUCAGAAUAUCAGUCAUUGUUGUUUGUAUUAAAGGAUUUUGUUUUAAUGUAUGAAUAAUGGAAGGCUGCAUUGUUCCCCCCCCCACCCGGAAUGUGACAGACGGUUGCUUCUCUUGGAAUGUCACAGAAGCGUCACUUCUACGAGUAUCUUCCCUGCCUCCAGUCUUAUUAAAGACCUGUUAGAAUUGA